AUGGAGUUCAAAUUUCGUGCUGUGGACAACGUCAAACCAGAAACAACAUCGCAUUCUCCUUCCCCGGUCAUAUAUCUUCCAGAUCGAUCACUUCAAAUGAACCAUGGUUUUUCUGGUUUCCGACAACCAUUAACCGGCGAGGAGGCAGUUCGGCGAGAACUUGAGAAGGAGGUAAUCCGCAGAGAAAUGUUGCGGCGAUUAGAGUUAGAGGAAGAAGUGAGGAGGGAAAUUGAAAUCGAGAGAAAAUUGGGGAUUUCAAUACCCAGGCCGCUGAAUAUGCAGGGACUACUGUCGCAAUGGUCAAAUUCAUCGACGAUGAACCCUGUUGCUGUUGGCCAUAUUGGUGCGUCGCAACCACCCUUGAUUUUGCCUCCUACGGAAAUCAAUCCUGCUCCAGAAAUCAGUGACAAGGACAAAAUUAUAGUGUUGACUAAGCCAGAUCCCGAACUUUAUAAUGCAAAACGAAAAGCAACAACAGUGGCUGUUUCUGAGACAGAACCUUCUGCAUUUGAUUUGAAGAAAAAAUUGAAGAAGGAGUGGAGUUGUUCUCUGUGUGAGAUUAAAGCCACAAGUGAGAGUGGCUUGAAUGCUCAUCUGAAUGGUAAGAAGCACAAGAUCAAGGAAGCUAGACAAUAUAAAAAGAGUUGCAGGAGCAACAGAAAAAGUGGAAAACUUGUGAAUGUAAAGGCCACUGAAAAAGUGGAUACAAUGAUGGUUAAUAAACUUGAAAAUGAAUCUAAAAAUGAAGAGCAACUUAUAGAGACAGUAGCUGAUAAUGAUAUAAGGGUAACACAAUCAAAGAAUGAGAAGAAGCUUUGUGAGAUGAUGGCUGAUAAUAUUGUUACAAAGUGUGAAAAUGGGGAGAUGCUUGAGGAGAAAAGCCAAUGUGUAGGCUUUUUGAAAAGUGAUGAAGACACUGCAACUGAAGAAACUGGGAAAGGUAAGUUCAUUAACCAAAGGAAGGAAAGUUAA
Vicia faba (fava bean) is the source of this 972-nucleotide messenger RNA. Lineage: Eukaryota; Viridiplantae; Streptophyta; Magnoliopsida; Fabales; Fabaceae. The record is from the annotation of a GenBank genome assembly.